AUGAACGUACAUCCAGAACGUACACCUUCCUCCAUGGUUCCCGCGAACUUCACCAACAACUCUGCCCCAGGCGGUGGAGUCACGGGCAAAGCUAGAAACCUAUCGGUCUCCUUGGACAAGACGAAACAGAAACCUCUGAAAACUGCAAAGAAUAAAACCCCUCCAACCUCUCCGAAAACAAAAUUUUCAAAAAACAAAUUCUUCCUAUCAAAACGAUCAAAGCUUGAUACUCAUGUCGCCGCCUCAGAGAAUGCUCCUUCAAUCGAACAGAAAAAGUCACGCCCAACCUCGCUGGUCACGAAUAAACCCGCGGAUACAUCGGAGAACAAAUCUUCGGCAAAGAAAUUGGUGUCCACGCCUGUGUCGCGUUCGGUUUCCGUCAACUCGCCGUCCUCUCUUUUCAAAAAAAAGAAGUCAUCUGCGGUAGCCGAAUCAGCUCCCGUGACCCCCUCCUCCAGCACACCCUCGCUUACCAUAACCACCGACGUAUCGUCAAACCCUUCAUCCUGCGAAUCCUCUCCGCACACGCUGACCUCAAGCAAAGCGACCACCCUCACCUUUCAAUCCCCUUCAACCUCCUCUCUGUCAUCCGAUCAAACGGUUGACGAAAAUCAUUUGGACAUCACCACGUUUCUGGCCGCCCCGCGUUUGACGCAACGUGUGAGGCUGAGCUCGGGUAGGGUGGUCAGUUUUUCCGAGGUCGGCGACAGAAAUGGCUUCCCGGUCUUUGUGUUCCUGGGCAUGGGUUGCGUACGAUAUUUCAUUGCUUUUUUCGAUGAGUUGGCGAUGAGCUAUGGUCUGAGGUUGAUAUGUCCUGAUCGUCCGGGCAUUGGACUCUCGGACGACGUGAAGACAGACGAACAGGAUGUACUAAAAUGGCCAGAUGUGAUAGACGAACUUUGUAAUAUACUAGAUAUACCGCAAUUCUCCUUGAUGGCUCAUAGCGCUGGUGCUCCGUACGCUCUCGCUUGUGCGAUAAGGAUUCCCCAGAGGAUCAAGGGCACCAUUUAUCUCGUGUGCCCUUGGGUGAGCACCUCCGUGGCAAAUAAUUUCAAAUGGCUGCGGUUUGUUCCCACGCCCAUAAUGAGAUUCACGAAUUCGGCUGGCAUAUCACUGCAACAGAUGAUGCACGGUCGUCAACCAUACUCAACAAAACCUGCCUCACAACGAACCUCCGGUGCAUUGUCUGCGCAAAUGUCAAGUUUCGAAAAGAAGCAACAACUAGGACUCGCCAUUCUCAAGGCCUCCUUUGCCGAAAAUUUGACGGGCGCAAAUAACGACUUGAUGAUGUGUUUUGAGAGACGACGGCCUUUUGGGUUUUCGUACGCUGACAUUGAUCACCCCGUGCACGUAUUCCACGGAACAAAGGACGAUCGAAUCCCCGUGUCAGCGGUGCAGUGGAUGGAAGAGAAUAUGCCGGAUUGCAGACUAACGUUGAUCGAAGGUGGAAAGCAUUCGCUGUUCCUCCGUGCCGAGGUUGUAGACACAAUAUUCAAGUCGAUAGCCGUGCAAUUUCACGUGAGAGAAUCAUGUCGGAUGUGUAGAGUGUCAACAAAAUGUUGGCUACAGGAAGAAGCCGAACGACUGAAGAAAGAGAGAGAAUUGCAAAUUCAGAAAAAGGUGGAAUCCUCUUUUGCGAAAUUGACGCGAAAGGCUUCGGACUCCGACAUAAGAGCAGGCAAUCAAAAAUUUGUCAUGGAUCGAUCUUCGGCAGAUCAAAUACCGCAAGCCA
This is a messenger RNA of Acaulospora colombiana, 1732 nucleotides long. The record is from the annotation of a GenBank genome assembly. Lineage: Eukaryota; Fungi; Glomeromycota; Glomeromycetes; Diversisporales; Acaulosporaceae.